AUGGCAAACAAAUCUGAGAAUGGUGUUCCGUACACGCUUUAUUACAAUCGUUUCUCGAUUUGCUCAUUGAUGAUGCGAUGGUUGGUUGAAAUUCGCGGUGAGCCCAAGGACGAAUCAUCGCGCAUGGAUAUCGGCUUGAAGGAGAUCGACAUCUUUCAAGAAGAACAAUUCAGCGAAUGGUAUCUCUGCGACGUCAACAAAAAUGGCCAAGUUCCGGUUCUCGGAAGCGAUGUUGCUUUCGACUUCCCCAUGUCUCAAACGACUGCAAUCUCCGAGUACAUUGCGGCGAGAUAUCCGGGGCUUCUACCCCCUAAGCAUGCCGCUAAAAUCCACGAGAUGGUACACAAGAUGCAUGAGAUGAAUUUUUUCACCCUCUCUUUCAAGGGCAGUCCGCAGCUUGCUUCCGGGUUUGCCGAUGUUGCGUUGAAGCGCCUUGAGGACAAGUCCAUAAGUGCUAGGUACAGAGAGGCAUUGGAGUAUAAGCUUGAAAUCCUGCGUCGGGACAAGGUCAGUGCUCUCACACCUGAGAAGACACAAGCGGAGUUGGACAAGGCCCAGGCGUACUUGGAAGAGGCCGCUACGCUGCUAAACCCUGGCGAUGGUCCAUGGCUCUUUGGUCAGCAGCAACCGACGGAGCUUGACGCCCACUUGGUUGUUAUGAUACUCCGCCUUCAGGACGUAGGGCGCGAUUUUGUUGUUCCUGAUUCUUUGAAAGAGUAUGGAAAGAUGGCGUCCGACGAGCCUUCUUUCAUAGCAGUCAUGGGAGGGAGAAGCACUAUGUAUGAUGGUUCUGGUAGCAAGAAGUAG
Messenger RNA from Trichoderma aggressivum f. europaeum, 807 nucleotides. RefSeq lists its product as uncharacterized. The transcript is spliced from 3 exons. NCBI's taxonomy places the organism in Eukaryota, Fungi, Ascomycota, Sordariomycetes, Hypocreales, Hypocreaceae. The record is from RefSeq and is a predicted model, not a curated record. Bases 1 to 807 code for a protein of 268 amino acids.